This is a messenger RNA of Pelmatolapia mariae (spotted tilapia), 915 nucleotides long. RefSeq names its product V-set and Ig domain-containing protein. Gene Ontology annotation, cellular component: plasma membrane. Bases 52 to 915 code for a protein of 287 amino acids. NCBI's taxonomy places the organism in Eukaryota, Metazoa, Chordata, Actinopteri, Cichliformes, Cichlidae. The record is from RefSeq and is a predicted model, not a curated record. Gene Ontology annotation, biological process: regulation of osteoclast development; regulation of bone resorption; regulation of actin cytoskeleton organization. The transcript is spliced from 3 exons.
CACACACACAGCCGUCCUGUUUCUUUGUCUUAUCUGCUCGGUGGUCGGAUCAUGGAUGCCCGGCUGCUCUGCAGCACUCUGCUGCUGUCCGUCACACGAGCCCUCAGCUCUGCAGAAGACGGUUGGUUUGUGAAGGUUCAGCCGGAGGUACGAGGCAUCGAGGGUUACCCGGUGGUGCUGCCGUGCACCUUCGGCCAUCCGCAGCACUCCCAGCAUUCCUCCCUGCAGGUCGUGUGGCGUCUGGGCCACGGGCAGGGAGCCACCGUCCUGUACCGCUGCACCAGCCGGUCCGGAGCCCCCACCUGUGAGCCGGGGCCGAAGCAGGACCAGCGCUAUCGGCUGGAGGGAAACCCGAGGGAGCACGACCUGUCGCUGCGCAUCAGUAACACCAUCCUGCAGGAUAAUGGACGCUACUACUGCCGAGUGGAGGUUCAAGGACGAGAACACAUCAGCUUCGAGGACAAGAUGGGGACCAGACUGAGAGUGGAAGCUCCUCCAAAGAUCCUGGGCCUGUCGGUGGAGGGCACUGAGCAGUCCGGGUACAGAGCUCUGUGUCGGGUCCAGGGCUCCCCGCUGCCAGAUGUCCAGUGGCUCGGCCCAGACGACCUGCUGGAGGGGUCUCUGCUCAGGCCGCUGGCUCAAGGCUCCACCGGCCACUACCACACCGUCAGCCAGCUGAGAGACGUGGAGCCAGGCCAACAGUACACCUGCAGCGCCUCCAACCCACUGGGUAAAGAGCAGGCCACCCUGUAUGUCCUGCCCCCCCAGCCCCCUCUCUCUCUGGCCGGGGCUUCACCUCCUCUCCUGCUCCUCCUGUCGGUGUCUCUGGGGGCAAAAGUCCUCCUGCUGGUGGGGAUGGGGGUGUGGAUGGUGCAGGGCGGAGCUCUGCAGGGGCUCAGCUGCUGGAGGAAAUGA